GCAAGUUCUCACAACCCGUGAAGCGUAAAUAGGGUAAUGUAUCUAAUACAGCUAUAAAGCGGACGCAGUUGGUGGAGCCAAUAAGUAGUACCAAAAGAAAAAGAGCCGAACUGCAAGAAGGAUGGCCGCCAACAAGAGAAUGGGGCUGCCUCUUAGAAGUGCAGCGACAAUAGCAAAUGGUACUAGGAGAGUGUUCAAGACCGUUUUUAGCAUCGCGUCUAGGAUGAAGAGAAUGAUGACCCCAAUCCAUUUGAGGAUGAGCCCGACCCAUUCCAUGGGGUAUUGCAGUAGUGCGAAAACAAAUCCGAUCGACUCUCCAGCGAAACGUAUGGAUGGUUCGAGGAGGGUGAGCCAUAUUAUCUGCUGGAGAAACAGGGUCGGCAGGCGGAUACAGGGGUUGUCAUGUUGCGAGAGUCGUGUUUUACUGUCCAAGUCUCGAAGAUCAAGUCGGGUCUCCACGUUGUCUUCAACAUUUUGGGAGAAGGUUGCGUACCCGCGUUCGGCCUGACCCUGGGCGCUGCCGAGCAAAGGUGUUCGCACAUUAUUGUCAACCACAUGUUGGGGGCGACUAGUGUUCCAAUCUUGUUUAGUUCCCGCAGUCCAAUAAACGAGGGACAAUUGGCCGGACAAACCCUUCUCCCCGUUCCAGAUCCGGUUCAUAUUCUCCCAUCAGACCGAUAUAUAUUCAUCGCAGUCACGGCAACGGGGGUGGAUUGUUGCUGGGAUCAAUAGCGAUAAAAGCUGGAAAGAACGGGCAUGGGAAGAAGACAGAUUCGAAAGUGCGUGGGUGGUUGAUUCUCAGCCUUCCACUCUAUUUUAGAGGGAGCGAAGUGGGCGAGCGAGCGGGGCACCUGCAGAGGCGGAGUUGAGACGUUGGCCCUUCAUCGGAAAAUCUGGUCCGCCUCAUCCCCGGUCUUCUCAUCACUCCGAAGAACCAAUUGAUUUGCCCACCAUGAUUUCCAGGCUGGUCGUUUGCAGACUCCAAAAUUGACGCGGCUGGACAACGAUGCCGUGUGGGCAUGCCCAAUCACGUUACGACAGCAAGUGUGGCUUAUCCAACUUCAGCUGAGCAGGAAUAACAUUCUCUGCCGACGCUGGCAGUCAUUGCAGAGCGCUGCCAGAAAACGGUGCAUGGACAACGCCGUCAUGGCGGAUCCCAUCACGAUCAUCGGUCUCGCGUCAAGCAUCAUCACCUUCGUCGAGUUUGGCCUGAAAGUUGUGUCGGGAGCGAAAGGCAUACGCGAUUCUCAGCACGGGACAACCGCAGAAAUCCACCAGCUUGACCUGAUCGUGGCAGACGUUCGGGCUUUGAAUACUGAAGUCAAGCAGCAGCAACUGUCCCACAAGAAACUUUCCGAAGAUGAGCUCCGCAUCCUCGCAAUGGUUACAGAAUGCGAAAGGCUACAGGACGAACUGCAGAAAACAAUCGAGAGCCUUACGGUGCGGCCGGAUGCCCGGUCACAGACACUGGAGAGUGCACGAGUCUUUGCAAAAAGCCUUUUCAAGAGCUCCGAUCUCCAGGCGCUGCGAACGAGACUUGAUAGCUUGGAUGCGCGUAUCCGAAUGAGUGUAGGAAAUGCUAUGCAACGUGACCAACACUCAUCGAUUAUGAACAAGCUCGCGGAUAUCGAGGCCUCCCACAGAAGGAUGGAUGUGUAUCACGACUCCAAGCUCGAUCUUAUCCGGCAAGACAUCCUUCGGUUAACAACACAAACCCAGCUAGACAACGAGAGACGAGAAGCGAUUCAAGUGGCGCAGUUGUCUAGCCUGAAAAUGAAGCUUGAAGUCCUGCAGCGCGAACAGUCCACCUGCAGCCGCCAAAUCGCCGUACUCAAGAGCCUGUAUUUCCCCGAGCUACGCCGCCGAUGGCACCAGAUCCGCGAUGCGGACCAGCGGUCCAACAACUGGAUAUAUGAUCCGGGAAAAACAUCGUUUGUGCAAUGGCUGGAGAACCAGGAGAAUGACGACAACGUUUUCUACAUUACCGGAAGAGCUGGCAGUGGCAAAUCCACGCUGAUGAAAUUUGUCUUCGAGGACGAGCGCACUAUUCACAGCCUGAAGAAAUGGUCUGGCACCGCGAAAUUAUACAUGGCCGCUUACUACUUCUGGAACCAAGGGACAGAGAUGCAAAAGAGCGGCAUCGGCCUUUUUCAGUCGCUCCUAUACCAGAUCCUCAAAUCUGCCCCAGGCCUUAUCUUAUCCGUCUGCCCCGACCGUCUGGACCAUGAAGCGUGGGAAAUGGAAGAUCUAACGGACGUCUUCGAGGCCAUCGGGCGACAAACUGAGCUGGACUUCAAGUUUUGUUUCUUCAUCGACGGGCUCGACGAAUAUGCUGGGGAGGAGAAAGACAUUAUCAAACUCCUCGAGACUCUUUCCAGAUGCGGGCAUGUCAAGAUAUGCGUGUCAAGCAGGCCUGAUCGUCAAUACGAGGACUUUCUGAGAAGGAGUCGCAGCCCCUGUGAUAUCGCGCGCUUCACGAAGGAAGACAUGAGGAGGUAUAUCAACUCACGCCUGGCCUCUAGUUCUAAUUGGCAACGACUGGCCGCAUCAGAUCCUAGUUGCCUCGAAAUCAUCGACGAGAUAUCCGCUCGAGCCGCGGGAGUCUGGCUCUGGGUCUCUCUCGUCACCGACGACAUCGUCAGGGAAGCGGAGAGAAGCGAGCAGGUGGCUACCCUACGAAAGAUUGUCGAUGAAUUCCCAAACGACCUGUACAGCUACUUUGAACGCAUGAUUUCUCGCAUUCCCAAGCUCCAUCGCGAGGAAAUGGCGCAGAACUUUCUCGUUGUCGUGGAAGAGCUGCAACCACUGCCUCUCUACGCCUUCUUUUUACUCGAAGAGGAGAGGAAAAAUGAGGACUAUGCCAUUAAUGCUCAAAUAGCACCCACGUCUAGGGCGCUAAUCAAGGAACUAUACCCUUCUUUGAGAGACCGGGUUAGAAAUCGAUGCAGUGAUCUUCUCGUCAUCGACGAUGAACCUCUGGCUGGAGGACCGUCAGUUUUCUCAAGCCACUCCGUCGACUUCCUGCAUCGCACCGUGCGCGAUUUUCUACGCGUGUACGAACCCGAGCUGAAGAAGCACCUGGUCCGAGAAUUCGAUCCUUUGGUUUCUCUGAGCAGGAUUUGUCUCGGUUUGCUAAAAGCCCUUCCUGUCGCUAACUUCCGAGAUCCGAAUUACACGAACAGAAUCAUCGGGCUUACAGACGAGCUCUUGUACUACGCGCGCGAGGUCGAAAAACGAAGCGCACUUCAAGAAGAGUCCCGGCUCGUCCCCCUCCUUGAUGAACUAGACAAAGUCAACAGCCAUCGCGCUCGUAAUGUCAGCAACCAUUGGACACAUGCGCGAGAUUCGCCGCCGUCACGAGGUCUCGAUCAGUACAACGAAGGUGGCCGUUGUAACUUUCUCGCCCUGACAGUUCAAGCACGGCUUGUCAAGUAUGUCCGGGCGAAGCUCGAAGCAGACCCGCGCAGGUUGGAGAAACAGGGUCGGCCGAUGUUGGACUACGCUCUUCGUCCCCGCCGAUCAACGCCGAUUUUCAUGCCCUAUCACUCCGUCCGGGACGACCCUAGUCUUGAUACUAACAUGGUUGAACUCUUGCUUAAGCACGGGGCGAAUCCAAACCAGCCUGUGUAUCUCAACGACGGAUAUUCGGUCUGGGCUCUUUUCCUCAUCUCGAUGCACGAAACCCAUAAGGUAGACGGGGCCGGAGGAAGUCCUACCUACCAGAGCCUGAAUAAGGCUUGGUUUCAAGCUUGUAGAAUGCUGAUCCAGGCUGGCGCACGCCCGGACUGUCUUCGCGCCGGCCGUCGUGAGGGCGUAGAUGUCCCAACAAUCUUCACACGCGUAUUCGGCGAAGAUAGGGCAGCUAUUCUGAGUGAGGAGAUGCGGCGACAGGAGGAACAAGCACGAAAUGGAAAAGGCUGUCUUGUGAUGUAGUAACGCUCAAAUCCACCACUCUGAGACUGCUAAGUGCUGUGCCGGAAUUUCCUGCAGAUGCCGUGUUUGUUCAAUCUACUCCGUAAGGUGGUGCGGAUACAAGGGUUUGAUUUCGGAACAAAGCAUACUCCUCCUGGCAGUUAAAAAGAGCGGAAUAGGAGUUUCUGGCGUAUGGAUGAUUGUGCCCCAAUAUUUUGUUGCGCAGUAUACAGCAUUCUCGGAUCAACCCUAAGGCGUCUGUACGCCUUCCUUGAAGUUUCCAGGUGUAGGCAAGGUUGCCCAUGCUGGUCAUGGUGUCGGGAUGUUCUGCACCUAGCACCCUUUUCGUCCUCUCCAAUAGCUGUACAAACACCUCUUCUGCCGCCUGCCAGCGACCCUCAACUGAGUAUAUCAACCCCACCAUAUUCACACUACUUCGCGUAUCUUCAUGUUCUGCACCUAGAUGCUUUAUCUGCAUUUCCAUUGCUUUGACCGACAGUUUCUCCCCCUGAGCCGCAUCUCCUUUUGCCCAGUCAUACCAUGCGGCCUUGAAAUACUAAGGUAGAAUUUAUCUUUAUUACUACUUACUAGCCUAGCCACUAAAAGUUAGUAGUCUUUCGUCUGCUAUAAAGGUCCUUGGCCUUUUAGAGGUUUGCGAGUAGUGUGAAAGGUCGUAAUGAGAGUAGAUAGGUUAUCGCGAUAGGUUCAUUCCAAGAAUAAGGAUCUUAUGG
Molecule: messenger RNA, 4643 nt
Organism: Aspergillus calidoustus
Lineage: Eukaryota; Fungi; Ascomycota; Eurotiomycetes; Eurotiales; Aspergillaceae
Source: the annotation of a GenBank genome assembly